UUUACAUUAUUGUGGCCUAUUUCCAGUGCUACGAAAGAGUACUCGUCUUAUCGCCGAUAUCCAUUAUGCAAACCGUGUGAAUACAUAAGAUAUCCGAAGUGCACUAACGACGUUGUUAAAAUUGUGAAGGAAGCAAUCAGGAAAAAGCUAACAGUAAAAGCAUUUGGUGUUAGACAUUCCCAAACGGACAUCAUCUGCACGGAAGGGAUACCUGUUGAUAUGACCGGAAUUCGAUCCAUGAAAAUGAACGGCGAUCAGACGGCAACGUUUGGCGCUGGUUUGAAUAUGCGAGAAGCAACUACAUUUUUGCGUUUACACGAUCGUGCAUUUAGAACUACACCUGCGUUCGGCAAUAUAACAAUUGGUGGAGCAAUUGGGACUGGUGCACAUGGUUCUUCAAUAAGGUAUCACGCUUCUAUUUCUUCUCAGAUCGCUAAAUUGAAAAUUGUCGACGGGAAAGGUGAGAUAAAAGAGAUUACUGAUCCAGAGGACUUGAAAGCGUUCAAAAUCCAUCUGGGUCUUCUAGGAAUUGUAGUAGAAGUAACACUGAAUACGGUAGAACUGUAUAAAACACUCGCUCACAAUUACGUUGUCCCCGAUGAUAUACUAACAAACGGUAACGCAGAACACAUGGCAAAGAAUACAGAUCAAAUAUCGCUUUACUGGUUUCCGGCAUUCAAAGAAGUUGUCGUAGCUAAUUGGACAAUUGUGGAUAAAUCAACUAAAGGAACUGAUUAUACGAAUGAUCAUGUGCCGUCCACGUAUAACAAUUUUGCUCUAAUAACUUCUGUAGCUAAAGAAAUCGCGUUUACACUUACCGAGAGCAAAUGUUCCACAGCUAACACACUGGGCUAUAACCUACUGCACCUAUUCGAAUACGUUAUGGAAUUGGUUUUAUUGUUACCUUUACCUGACUGGGUACCAAUUUAUGCAACUCAAGAAGGGCGCUUUAAAAACCCAUCUGUGGGAUAUUAUGACGAAAUGUUUGCUCCUAUAUGUCACGAUGAUCCUCAAAAAAUUCUUGGAAAGGCCUGUGUGUGGUCUCAUGGUUCAAACAGUAUUACGAUCCUGGACAACGAAUUUAGUCUUGAGUUGUGUCGAUUGGGAGAUUUUGUGAGGGCUGUCAAAGCGAUUGUGGAGAAAACUCCCACUGUAUUUCCAUUACAAGGUAUCUUGAUGAGAUUCUCCGACCGAUCCGAUAUCUUAAUGGCCACUUCAUAUGGUAGGGUAUCAGUGCAUUUCGAAUUUUAUUUAUGGAACAGAGACGACAUCUAUGAACGUGCAUCUGGUAGUCUGGCCGGCUAUCAAACCAUUCUACAAACUUUGACGAAAGAAUUUAAUGGCAGAUCGCACUGGGGUAAAAGUGGCAUGAUAUAUCACGGUAGGGACAUGCUGGACUUAAAACUGGAUGAAACUGCUAGACGAAAGUUUGUGGCCAUCAUGAAUAAAUACGAUCCGAACGAGGUCUUCAUUAACAAUUUCGGCCGUCGCGUAAAACGAACUGGAUAUAAACUCGACAUAGAUCCAAAAACGAAGCAUUGUGCCUUGUUGGAUAAUUGUUUCUGUUCGAAGAACUGUGACUGUUCGUCUAUAUUUGGUCCACCCUUCGGUUUUCUGUCGUACCUACCAUACUAG
Bradysia coprophila is the source of this 1635-nucleotide messenger RNA. Its product is annotated as L-gulono-1,4-lactone dehydrogenase-like. Gene Ontology annotation, cellular component: membrane. The record is from RefSeq and is a predicted model, not a curated record. NCBI's taxonomy places the organism in Eukaryota, Metazoa, Arthropoda, Insecta, Diptera, Sciaridae. Gene Ontology annotation, molecular function: FAD binding; D-arabinono-1,4-lactone oxidase activity.